AUGGAUAGAAGAAGGCGCAGGCCAAAGCUGACGAGGAGGAUGAGGCGGAGCCUACCCCCAAGAGCAAGAAGCGCAGUCGUGCUCAGCCUAAGAAAGAGUCCAAGCCCCCUCGUGAGCCCCGUAGUUAGCUUGAUCGUGGGCCCGGAUCAUCGCCUCUUCGUCGCACAUGAAGAUGUACUCUCCCGGGCUGCUUUCUUCGACGCUAUCCUCCGGGAUCAGUCCAUCGAGAGCAACUUGAACAAAGUCGUGGCUCUGCCAGAUGAGGACCCAGAAAUUCUUUCCUGCAUCCUCGAAUUUCUCUACAAAGGCGACUACUACCCGCGUCUUCUACGUGGGGACGGUCUCGAAGCACCUGCAUGGCGCCUCGAGGAAGAAGCUGACAACGAGAACGAGAUACAGCAGAACGCCGAGGAGGUUCUAGCAACCAAGCCAGCUCACACUCGUUCCAAUAAUAAUGAUGGUUCCACUGGCCCCAACACCUCCCCUACUGCCACCUUCCAUCAUCACCGGGCAGGCCUUAUCCUCCGGGAUACGGCCAUCUACUGCGCCGCCGAGCACUACGGCCUCCCCGAGGCCCUCAAGCGCCUCGCCCUGCGCAAACAGGGGCUCCGGACCGGGAUCGCGGUGGACGUGAUUCUGCGGUCCGCGCGUUUCGCGUACGAGCAUACGCCCGAGUCGGAGGAUCAACUGCGCGCGCGGUACCUGGCAAUGAUUAUCCGGUCGCGGGCGGUCUUCAAGGCGAGCGGCACGAUGCAGUUGGAGAUGGAGAAGGGGCAUCCCUUCUUUUUCGAUCUGUUUGUCGCGCUGUGUAAUCAUGUGGAUGAUUUGGAGGGCAGGGCUGCGGUGGCUGAGGUAAGCUUUGGCUGA
Messenger RNA from Aspergillus uvarum CBS 121591, 867 nucleotides. RefSeq lists its product as uncharacterized. The transcript has 3 exons. NCBI's taxonomy places the organism in Eukaryota, Fungi, Ascomycota, Eurotiomycetes, Eurotiales, Aspergillaceae. The record is from RefSeq and is a predicted model, not a curated record. Gene Ontology annotation, molecular function: protein binding. The coding region runs from base 1 to 867 and encodes 288 amino acids.